AUGUGCCACGAAACCGAUUCUUGGGUCGACACUUUACCAAUGGUGCUGCUAGGCUUACGCACAAGCAUAAAGGAGGAUCUGAAGGCAUCAGCAGCCGAACUCGUCUACGGAACAUACCUCCGCAUACCAGGAGAAUUCCUUACAGAUUCAGAGACAACGGAUGAGCAUCCAAUUUACUCGCAGAAGCUCCGGCGGCAUGCACGAGCCAUUCGACCGGUAGCCACAGCUCACCACAACAAGAAGAAGGCAUUCACGCACAAGACGUUACACUCGUGCAGCCACGUAUUUCUUCGAAUGGACCAGAACAAGAGGGUUUUAGAGCAACCCUACGAAGGCCCUUUUGAAGUAGCAGAAAGACUUUCGGACACAGUUUACAUAAUCCUAAUCAAUGGGAAACGGGAGACGGUGUCAACCGAGAGGCUAAAACCAGCAUUUUUAGAGCGCAUUCCAGGUACAGACGAGAUGGCAAACAGCAGCUUACAACCAGCAUCAUCCCGGAACUCACAGGAUCAUCGCACUGAGCCUGCAGACGCCGCCUCACCUGGAACAUCCCAGCCGGGAAACGCAAAUCGAACGGCAGUCAUCCCAGUGGACGUGCCACAACCUACAUCGCGUCCGGACAAUCCAAGGGUGUAUGGACGAGCCAAGGUUCGUUUCACGCCGCAGCCUCACUGCUAG
Molecule: messenger RNA, 678 nt
Organism: Cephus cinctus (wheat stem sawfly)
Lineage: Eukaryota; Metazoa; Arthropoda; Insecta; Hymenoptera; Cephidae
Exons: 1
Coding region: 1-678 (225 amino acids)
Source: RefSeq, a predicted model, not a curated record